Messenger RNA from Eleginops maclovinus (Patagonian blennie), 2041 nucleotides. RefSeq lists its product as uncharacterized. NCBI's taxonomy places the organism in Eukaryota, Metazoa, Chordata, Actinopteri, Perciformes, Eleginopidae. The coding region runs from base 638 to 2041 and encodes 467 amino acids. Gene Ontology annotation, molecular function: protein binding. The record is from RefSeq and is a predicted model, not a curated record. The transcript is spliced from 10 exons.
AUUCUGCUGUUCUGUUCCGCCCGGUCCCACAUUUAUUCAGCCCCACAACACUACCAAGAGAGACUCCCUCUCUCGACUGUGGGGUGAGGACUUGCUUCGGAGGGGAGAGCCGGAGUUGGGAUAUGAGCCAAGUCUGACCGCCUUUAAAGAAACCUUCCGGUUCUGUGUGGUUUAACCGAGCCGUUGGAGGACGGAUCUGGAGAGGAAGGAUUGUGGAGAAAAUUGACAAGACGAGAGGAGGUGGAGAUCGAUGAAGGAUAUCUAUACAAGUUGGAUGGAUGAAGCUUCUUCAAACUUUUUAAAAUAGUUGUCCAGCAGGAAAAAAAAGCAGCAUGCUCUCCGGAAGGACACAGCUCUUGUUAGCUUGACAUCCUGUUGUAGCCCUGAGGCCAGAGAUGUGACUGACCAUAAAGAACUGUCUACUUAAAGACUGCUUGCUUCCAACAAACUCAGGGAAUUUUGGCAGACAUUGAUUGGCAGCUGGCUCAACCAAUGUCCAACGUUGUGGACCUUUAAAGCCCAUCUGCAGGGUCCUCCAGUUAAACCUACAUGGGCAUCAAAAGUAUGUGCAUCUGAAGCGAGAUGAGUGACCUGUGAGAAGAGGUUGCCCCCUCUGUCAGAGAGCAGCAAAGAAGACAUGGAUACCGUGUCCUCCCCUAUCAGCCCUCUCUUUUUCCCCCUCCUCCUUGUCAUCCUGUCCUCCCUCAAUUCCUCCAUGUCUUCCAUGCUAUGUCCGAAACGUUGCACCUGCCAGAACCUGAUGCCGUCCUACACGGUGCUGUGUGCCAAGACAGGCCUCCUUUUUGUACCACCCAACAUUGACCGACAGACUGCCGAGCUCAGGCUGAUGGACAACUUCAUCACAACGCUGAGGCACCGCGACUUCGCCAACAUGUCCAGCCUGAUCCACCUGACCCUGAGCAGAAACACCAUCAGUCAGAUCAGGUCUUAUGCCUUUGCUGACCUCCAGGACCUCCAUGCUCUCCACCUGGAUGCCAACCGCCUCACAACCCUGGAUGACUCUCACUUUCAGGGCCUUGUGAACCUGCGGCACCUCAUCCUGGCCAACAACCAGCUGCACAGCAUAUCUGAGGGAGCUUUUCAGGACUUCUUGGAGACUCUGGAGGAUUUGGAUUUAAGCUACAACAACCUAGUGGAUAUCCCCUGGGACACCAUCGCCUUGCUGGUCAGCGUCAACACCCUCAGCCUCGACCAUAACCUCAUAGAGAGCGUCCCAGAGGGAAUCUUCUCCAACCUGCAUAAACUAGCCAGACUGGACAUGACAUCCAACAAGCUGAAGAAGAUUCCUCCGGACCCGUUGUUCUUGCGGAUCCCAGUGUAUGCUAAGAUGAAGGGUUCUCCUCUCACGGCGCUGGUGUUGAGUUUUGGUGGGAACCCUCUGCACUGUAACUGUGAGCUGGUAUGGCUUCGCAGACUGACCAGAGAAGAUGAUCUAGAGACGUGUGCUUCACCUAAGGACUUGGCUGGCAAAUACUUCUGGACAAUUAGAGAGGAGGAGUUUGUUUGUGAACCACCAAUGAUUACUCGUCACACCUCCAAGAUGUUUGUGAUGGAGGGUCAAGAGGUCAGCCUGCGCUGUAAGUCCAUCGGUGAUCCUGAGCCUUCAACACACUGGGUCAGUCCUGAUGGAAAGCUAAUAGGCAACACGUCCAGAACUAUCUGCUAUGAGAAUGGCUCACUGGACAUCCUCAAAGCCUCAGUGAAGGAUUCUGGAAAGUUCACAUGCAUAGCAUCCAAUGCGGCAGGGGAAGCCACUGCUCCUGUUGAGUUGGUGGUCAACCCCUCGCCACACUUUGACCCUAAAUUGGACCCUGACCCAGGGCCGUCAGACAUCCCCACAUCUAUCAAGUCCAACGUAAGCGGGGGUCAGGCCCGUUCCGACCUGCAGAGGGUCAGUGUGUCGGAUCUAACGUCCAGUUCUGCCACCAUCAGAUGGCCACCGCAGAACCACAUACCUGGAGUCCGCAUGUACCAAAUCCAGUACAACAGCUCUACAGAUGAUAUCCUGAUAUAUAGGUAA